UUUUUUUUAAAAAAAAUAAAGUGAACGAACACCGGCGUCCCGGCGAGAACACGGAGAAGAGGAUUCAGCCUAGUCAAGGCGCUUUGCUCGAACGCCUUCACCCGAUAUUUUCCGCCGGCGAUCCAAAUCCUGUUCUAGUUUACAAUCCCAAACCCGCUCCAAUCCUGGAUCCUAACGGACCCUAAUCGGAAAGGGGACGGCUUGCGGUCCCGGGGUCGCCAACGAGCGGAGGCGGUAGCCAAGAGAGAGGAAAAGGGGAGCAGGGGAGCCAUGGCAAGCAACGGCGACGAGAUGGCGGAGGACCACCCGAUACAAGCCGCGGACGGGGCCGAGGGCGCGGAGGCCAGCGGCGGCGGGGGCCGGAACGCCGCGGCGGUGUCGGGGCUGCUCCGCGGGUUCCUCGCCGUUCAGCAGCGCCGCGCCGAGGCCUACUCCAAGCUCCGAAGGGGAUUUUCUGAAUAUAUGACAAAUGGAGGGGAAUUGGCUUAUCAACAACUCUGUGGGAAUAUUACAGCAGAGUUCAAUGAUUGCUCAAAACAAGUUCUUGAAAUUAUCUCCCUCCUCUCAAUGCCAAAAUUUUGUCGUAGUGAUCUUGCCGAUUUACUGAAGGGUGUUCAAGCACAUGAAAAAGAAAAGUUGCAUUUGACAGCAAAGAUUCAGGUGUUGAAGAAAGCUGGCCGCCCUUCGGAACGCCUGGUGAACCAUGAGCAUUGCAGGUCGCACAAUCUGGCUCAACAUGUGUGUGUGCACGUCAAGGAAAUAACAGAGGCUGCUGGCACUGAGGAUGCUGAGGCAGACGCGGAGUAUGACGGUGCCCUAAAGGAAGCCAUACAGGGCGUGCAAGAGGUAGUAACCAGCAUAAAUGAGCAUAUGGAGGAGGUGCGCUAUGAAAUUGAUGCGCUCGAGGCAGAAACAAUCGGUAGCAAGUGGACCGAAGUUGAACAUGUGUUCCCUGAUAUCGUAUCUAUAAAAUAGAAGAGAUGUGGGUGCAGAAGACUGAAGAGUGUCUGGCAGAAGUUGGCUGUGAAAUACUUUGGACACCAUUCAGCUCAGCACUCUUGAUUACAGAACCUGAAGAGAUAUCAGUUUCUUCUGUAGGUUAACUUAUGUUAUUCACGUUCCUUGUAAAAACAUUCCGUCUUUUGCUGUUUACUGGGGGUAUAUCCGUUUGCGAUCUUGAUAAGAGUGAUGCAGAGGAAGAAAAUGAACUUGAAAGUGUUUGGAUGGGUGAGUUGACAAACCAUUUGCAAGGACACCGCAGCUGGAGCCGGAGCUAUAGCAAGGGCUUGUCCCUUGUUUCUUUGGUUAUUGGGAAAAUAUUUUUUUGGUUGGAAUUGAUUGUCAUCAUUCAAGAGUC
Phragmites australis (common reed) is the source of this 1357-nucleotide messenger RNA. RefSeq lists its product as uncharacterized. NCBI's taxonomy places the organism in Eukaryota, Viridiplantae, Streptophyta, Magnoliopsida, Poales, Poaceae. Bases 271 to 975 code for a protein of 234 amino acids. The record is from RefSeq and is a predicted model, not a curated record. The transcript has 4 exons.